ACCACAAGAAGAAGAAGAAGUUAAACCCAGCUGCAGCGUCGGGCGUGAUUGCAGAGGCGCGUGGAGCGUGGGGGAGUGACAGGAUUUCGUUGAUUUUGGACUGCUGGAUCAACUUUCCUGCUCCAGUUGCCUGAUUGAUCUGCUCACCUGCUGUUUGGUUGGCUUUUUGUGCGGUUUGCACCGGCAGCCCAGAAAGCCCUGAUGCAAACGAACACAAUCCCUGAUAACAGUGGCUGACCUGUGCCCUUGACAGCAGAUUCCCUGCACAAGGCCACCUAUUCUGGAUAAGUACAGAGACUGGGUAAUAAAAAUGUCCAAUCCAUUUUACAAUGUCUUUGUGGCCGGGCAAUCAAGUUCUAUCCAAGGGGAACAAUUGCUUGUCGACGAACAACCGCAGAGAGACCUGUCGACUGGAUUACCUCAUUUACAUUCUGAACCUAGCCUCUGCUUCUCUGGAACUACCUCUCUGAAAAGUGUUGGAUUAGCUACUUCAAUGACUCAUGGGUCUGAAAAUAAUGCAGCCCGGUUGGAAGGAACAACGACUGCUUCAAUCUUCAGUUGUACAAGUGAUGGAUUUAACUCCUCAAGUGCAGAAUUUUUGGCAACCUCUGACGGAAAGAGACAUUCUGAUGUUGACUGUGACAAAAGUCUCUUUAAUUUGUCAUCAAACCCCACAAGUGAUGCUUCUUCAAAAUCCAUUGCAGAUUUGAAUGUUGGUGGCACUAACAUUGUGGACCAAUCAGAUCUGCCUGACUUGAACGAUCUUGCAAUCACGCGACAAGCAGCUGCCAAGAUCCUAAUUAAUUAUGGACUUGAAAAAGAGGACCUAGAUGAGCUUAUAUUAUGCCCUGCUGAACAGACCACUGCUCAGAACCUACCACGCACCCUUUGGAAAAUACGCAUGAAAAAGGCAAUGAGAGCUGCAACAGAGAACAAGUCACCACUGUACAGUGAAGCCCCUUUUCCCUCAAGAGAUUAUGGACUGGAUGCUGUGAGUGCUCCUGAAGGAGAUGGAACUGGUCAGGCCCCAGUGCCUCCAAACACUGGUCAAUCAAGGGAAGUAAUUGACAGUGGACAUCUUGAGAAAUACACUGCAGUGGUGGACAAAAAUAUGGAUAUUACUGAUAGUGCAGUAAAAAGUGGCGAUGUGUUGCACAAUGAAAAGUUCAGUAAACAACCACCACAAGAAGGUAGAACACUUGUGAAAAGCAGUGUUUUGAAUUUAUUGGUCACCAACGUUGGUUUAAAAAGGAACUCUGAGACCCCUUUAGGCAGUGGUUCAGUUAAACUGCUACAAAAUGAACCAAACAGCAGUUUAACCAAAUCUAAAUCUGAAGUCUCAAAAUCCUCUUUGUUGGAAAAACUUGAUCCCACAGUAGAACCCGGUUAUGGUUCAUUUACUGAGAUAAUUCCCAAACCUGACUGGAUAUCAAUGAAGGGCAAUGCUAUAAGCUUUGCAAAUAGUCAAAUGGAAAUUCAAGAUGAAGUGCCAAAGUUCACAGUGAAGUCCAUGGAACAACCACCACAACAUCUACUCCAAUCACAUAUAGUACAGACUGUAGUGUCUCAGGUUGUUCCUGCUUACAAACCAGUUUCUUUUCCUUAUUUUAAUUUUCCUGCAAGGAAUGACUCACCUUUCCCACAGUCUGUGACUCGUCCUUGCUCCAGUGUUCAUCUUUCCCCUCAGCAAGUAUUGGAUCCAGCUAAAACCAAUGAAAAACCAUCUCUGGAAAAGUCUACCGCCAAGAGUCCACCAUCAGUGACCAUGAUGCAUGAUUUUGCUGGGUUCACACCAAGCAAGUUCCCUCAUACCUGUUCUUUGUGUAAGAAAACAUGUUCUCAAAUGAAGGAAUGGAUAUCCCACAAAAAUACAAGCCUUCAUCUCAAGAACUGCAAAGACCUUCGAGAACAUUCUUCUUCUCCUCAAGAUGAUUGGACUUUUACUUCACGUAAUCAUUCAUGUUCAAAGAGCCUUGAGAGAGACUGUUCACCGAGAAGAAGUGAAAAAAGUAGAUUGUCACCAAGAAGAAGCAUAGAGCGACACCCUUCGCCAAGGAGAAGCAUAGAGCGACACCCUUCGCCAAGGAGAAGCAUAGAGCGACGCCCUUCGCCAAUGAGAAGCAGAGAUCGGUGCCUUUCACCAAUGAGAAGCAGAGAACGACGUCUUUCUCCAAGGAGAAGCAGAGAGCGACGUCUUUCUCCAAGGAGAAGCAGAGAGCGACGCCCUUCGCCAAGGAGAAGCAGAGAGCGACGCCCUUCGCCAAGGAGAAGCAGAGAGCGACGCCCUUCGCCAAGGAGAAGCAGAGAGCGACGCCCUUCGCCAAGGAGAAGCAGAGAGCGACGGUCUUCGCCUAGGAGAAGCAGAGAGCGACGCCUUUCGCCUAGGAGAAGCAGAGAGCGCCGCCUUUCGCCAAGGAGAAGCAAAGAGCGACGGCCUUCGCCAAGGAGAAGCAGAGAGCGACGCCCUUUGCCAAGGAGAAUCAUAGUCCGACGAUCAUCAUCAAGGAGUAGUAGUGAGCGAGAGUCUUUGCCAAGGAGAGGCAUAGAGCGGCGGUCUUCCUCUAGGUCUAGUAUAGAGCGAUGGUUUUCUCCAAAGAGAAGCAAAGAGCGACGAUCUUCAUCAAGGAGUAGUCGAGAGCAAGAGUCUUUGCCAAGGAGAAGCAGAGAACGGCGGUCUUCAUCAAGGAUUAAUGAAGAGAAACGUCUGUCACCAAGAUUGAGCCAUGAACGAUCAACUUCUCCAAAGAGAAUAGAGGAAGGAUAUUUACUCGAGAGUAGUCGAUCAUCUCAACAGAAGAAAGAUGGGAAACCGUCAUCUUUGACAAAGAUUUGUAAGAGAAAGGCAUCUCUCCCAGAGCCAUCGUCUUCACAGAAGAAGCCAUGCUCUCUUGAAAACCUGACCGAGAGACUCCUUAAAGCACCAGUCGUUCAGUCCCUUUCAGGACAGCCGAAUGUGGAAGACAUGGUCAAAACUGUGAUUCCCGUUGUCCUGGAGGAACUUGCUAGAAUGAGUUCCUCAUCAUCUUUAUCGUCACCAACAUCUUUAUCCAAAUUAAUAAAAGACUCUUCUGGAGAAAGUAUGAUUUCAUUGGCUGGUUCCACAUCUUCUCCCUCCAGUGCAGUAAAGGUGGAGAAAAGUACAAAAAUGGGGUCCAGUCCUCUGCAAAAUAAGAAUAGUUCUUCAGUAAAGUCUAAGUACAGCAAACCAUCCCCUCCAACCAUGGUAAAGCUCAAAGGAACUUUUGAUACUCUUUGUCACAGUGAUUUGAUUUCUGCUAUGGACAUCUUCGGAAAAACCAAAUCAGUUCUCCUUUUCAAGUCGAAGCAAGAGGCACGUGUGUGUUUUGAGAAAGAGGAAGCUGCUUUGAAACUUAAAGCCUCACAGAACUUUGAGAUCAAAGGAGUAACAGUGACUGUUGUUCCAGAAAAGGAUGUUGUGUUUGACAAGCCAACACAAACAAGUACACUGGAGCAGACAAAUCCUCAGCUAAACUCUUUAGAUCGAAGUGUGAACACUUCUCAGAUGACCUCAACAGUCCUUUCGUUCAAAAAACUUUUAUCUUUGCCAGAGAAAUCCCAACCCAUCUCAACAGGCAAACCGACGACAAAAGCAACAUCUACGAUUGUCAAAGAAAACACUGGCCCCACCAAGAAGACAGUCAAAUGUAUAAAAACAAAAAGUAUAAUUAACAAAGCACCCAUUGACUCAGCUGUGGUUAAAACAGAGCCGUCAAUGGAGCAAGAGGAGCGUUCAGAAACGGAAGACUCCAAACAGGAAAUGCCAGAAAGCGCUGAAGAAAAUGUUUUGUCACACAAAAAAACUCCCCAGACUGAAAAACCAGCAGAUGUCAUUGUUACCAAACUAAGCAAAGAGGUCCUGGCUUCCAAAGCAGAAAUCGCUUCAGCAACUGAACAGAUAAAUUGUUCAGCUACGAAGGAAAAGCUUGAGGAACCUCCCAAAUGUUCUACAGUGGAAAAUCUGCCUAUAAAAAGCCCAGAGAACCAGAUUAAUCUGUUACAUCCAGCCCACAGUAAGGACAAAGAUGGAAUGAACGCUAAAAAGGAAAUGUCUGAAUCUACCGUGUCACAAUCUCAACCAGUUCCCUCUGAGGUCCAGGUGGAAACAUCUGAAACCAAAGAUCAAGAACCCAUUGUAGAAGCUAGAGACACAACUGAGGCUAUUCAAACAAAAGAUGCAGCAGCUUCUGAAAUGAAGGAUCAUGCAGAACUUCCUGAAGUUGCUGUAGAAGCAAAAGAUGUUUCAGAGUCGGAACAAGAAGAGAAAGCUCGAGAAUCUGAACCAAAACCCAAAGUUGAAACAUCUGCUGUAGAUGAAGAAGGAAAAAAGACCGACCCAGAUUCUUUACCAUCUAAGCCCAAUAAAAUUCCUCCACUGACCAGCACCCUUGAGUCCAAACUGGAUGUGCCCUCAACUGAUCCAUGUAUGAAACCAGAGGACAACCAGCAGGAACGUCCUGAAACUUCAGUCAAAGCUGCAACAGCUCCAGAAUCCAGUGGAAACCAGUCAGCCUCAGCUGAAGCGAAGAUGAAUGUAGGAGUGGAGGCAAAAACACACGAAACAGCAAAGAUCCAGGAGACUCCCGCAUCAGUGUUCUCCAGCAACAUCCCGACUUCAAUUUCUGCAUCUGCUAAAACCCAACAGAAACGGAGAACCCUCCCUAAGAACAAAAGUGUGCUGCUGCGCCACCAUCAAACUAAUAUUGACUCAUACUUUACGCUACAAAAAAUUAAUUGUAUCCAGCCCUCACAGAAUGUGUUUUCCAAAAGUCUUUCCCUUAGUUCAACACUGGUGUUAAUAACCAACCUGCCAAAACAACACGACUGCCCUUACACAGAGGAGGAGGUGGUUAAUUUUCUCUGCCAGUUUGGAUUCAAGUAUGCACAUGACAACAUCUACAUCUUUGCUCGGAAGUGCAUGGCUCUAGUCCUCAUGCCCAAUAGGUGGGCGGUGAAUGACAUCAUAAAAGCCUCGCGUUCCAGUCGCUUGGCCCUGGGGAAAAGUAAACUCAACGCUUCUGUCGUGACGAGUAACAUUUUAAUGUCGCCGCUUGGAUUUUAUAAAUCUGUUUUGAAAAUGACGCCCUUUUCUUUAACCGAUGACGAGAGCGUGGUCUAUAUCCAGGAAAUCUCUCCAAGCGAAACUGAGGACCUCAUUACAGUUUUGAAACAAAUUGGCUCUGUAAUUAACUACCUGCCCCUUGUGAACAAGAUUUUUAUUGAGUUUGAGACGAUGUAUGACACCGACCGGCUGGGAGUCUGGUACAGCCUCCUGAAGAGAAGGCGUGGCCACAAAGUCUGGAGGCUGAAAACGCCACGAUUCACCUCAGCGCCUAUACCACCAAGAUUUCCAAUGAAAGCUUUACCGAAGAAUGAAGAAAUCAUUGAUGGCGCCGCCAUUGUACCCUCAUCGGACACCGUUCCACCAGGCAGCGCGCCACCAUUCUGGGUCACCAUGACGACCAGUCCCUAUGUUUUCCCCACUGUUAGCCCUUGGUUCAAUAUACCAGCUUUUCUGACAGUCCAAGACCUGAAUGACAUAAUCAAAGCGUCCAAUGAGGCCUCAGCAUUUUCCACAGUCAUGUUGACCGGUUUCCCUGAAGGAAACUACACGCAGCAGGACGUCGCUAAACUGGUGGAGCCUUACUUUCCCAAAGACGAUCCUCACGCUCUGAACCACAACCUGGUGAUUCUCCCACUGCAGAGGAGGGCCUUUGUGUGCUUCUGCAGCUGGGAUGUCUGCUGCCGUUUCAUCCAAGAUCACAUGGAGAGCCCAGUUUCUAUCCGUGGCUGCAAACUCCAGCUCCACCUGGUCUUAGAGGACCUGCAGCUGGGAUCCAGUGAGGAUCUUGUUUACAAAACUUUAAUGAAGUGGAGCCACAUUUACGUUUCAGAUCUGGACGGUCUGGAGGAUCGGCUGCUGUGCGUGGAGAUCUCUGAAGCAAAGCUGGGCCUCAUCAAGGGGGUCGUGACGGAGAUGGCAUCCGCUGCUGCCUUAGUCAACUUCCUGCCGCUUGCCAACAAGAUUUGGGUGGAGAUGCUCGAAACGUCCGGUGUGGCAGAGGUGAUGGAGAAGCUUUUUUCAAUGAAAGAAUCAUCCAAAGACCAAUUAUGGAGCAAGGUUGGACGUAUUGACACUUUGAAAAGCUUGAAAGAGCGCUCCAACAUUGCCAGCAAAGUCCCGAUGGACCUCACGGUCGACGAUGGACAUCCAGCUGGAACAACCGACGUUCUUCCAGCCGCCUCUGAGUCCACUGAUGCUGGUUCUGCUGAACCAGCAUCUCCCGGAGACGAGGCCACUGCCCCCACCUCAACCGAUGCUGCCGCUGCGCCCCAGAAGGAGCAGGGCCGUAACGAGCAGCCGCAGACCCCAGGAAAUACUCCGGUUCCAGGUCAAAUCCAGCAGAACACGGCCCCAGAACCACAGGCUCCUGUGGAAAGACUGAAGACAGAAGGAGGGGCUUUGAAAGAGGAGCAGCGGGCUGCAGGAGGCCCAGCUGAAGCUGCUUUGGAGGCCAAACAAGCCCCAACGCACGAAAAAGAUGCGGCUGCCAGAAAGAUGCAAACUGACGCCGCGUCUGAAGGGAUCUGCAGCAAACCCCCUGCAUCGGCCACCACGGCAGAAAUAAGCCGGCCGCCGCUCCCCAACGUUUUCACAGCGACCGACGAUCCGUCUCUGACCGCCGGCGAGAAGAUGGGAACGCUUCUGCGUCUACAGCACAUCUCCUGUCUCAGUGAGGAGUCCAUCAAGAAGUCAAAGUACUUCUGCAUUCAGAAACGGCUGGUUUUAAUCACCAACCUGCCAGAGUUCCACAACGACGGCUACGCGGAGGCCGACAUCUCCCGCCUGCUGCAGAACUUUGGGUUUCAGUACGACGACACGCACCUCUACGUGAUUCCACAGUCACGUAUGGCUUUUGCACUGAUGCCAAGCUGUCGAAGCGUUCAGAAGCUCAUCAGAGCAGUAGAAACGAAGCCGUUGACGCUCCGGGGGUGUCAGCUCCGCCUGCACGUCGUCACCAGUAACAUGAUGAUGAGUCCCUUUGGGUUUUAUAAAUCUCUGAUGGCGCUGAUCAAUGUCCAAGUGAUUGAUGACGGUGCGAGUACGAUCUACAUCAACAACAUCUCUCCCAGUGAGACCUGGCUUUUGCGGGGAGCUCUGCUGAAGAUGAACUCGGUUAAAAACUACCUGCCUCUCCUCAACAAGGUCUUCGUAGAGUUCGAGUCCAUUCGCGACGCAGACCGUCUCGGGGUUUGGCACAGCCUUCUGAAGAACUGCCCGUCUUACAGCAUCUUUAGGUUGAAGGUGCCACGAAACGACAAGACGUCCCUGCCGCCUCGGCUGGCGGCCAGAGCUCUUCCGGACCGUAAGGACGUUGUACCCGGGGCCGUCGUCCCCACAACAAACGUUGGCGUUCCAUUGGGUAGCACUGCACCAUUUUCCGUCACCAUGACGACUGCUCCCUAUGUGUUCCCUACCAUGUCUCCUUGGUUCAAAAUCCCAGAUUUUGUGACGGUCUUUGGAGUGAAGGACACCACGAAAGCUAAAUACAGAGCCUCCAAGUUCUCCACCAUCAUGUUGACCAAUUUACCAGAAGGGAACUACAGUCAUAAGGAAGUAGUCAAGCUGGUGUGGCAUUAUUUCUCCGUCCAGAACCUCCAAACCCUGUUUUACAAGGUCCUGGUUCUGCCCCUGCAGAGGAGGGCCUUUGUGUGUUUUGAGGACUGGAAUUCCUGCUGCAGGUUUGUCCAAAACCACGGCAGCGCCCCGGUUUCUGUCAGAAGCAACAAGCUGAACCUUCACCUGGUGCUGGAAGAAAUCCAGACCGGCUCCAGUGAGGAAACUUUGUUCGGGAGUUUGAUGAAGUGGAGCAACUCUCGCGUUCCAGAGCUGUCGUCGCUGGAGGAGCGGCUUCUGUGCGUCCACAUAUCUGAAGUCUCAGUGCACCUCAUCAUUUUGGUCCUGAAAACUGUGGGGGCCAUCGCUCCUUUCAUCAGUUUCCUCCCGCUGGCAAACAGGAUUUGCAUUGAGAUGGCUGAAGCUCCUGGUGUGACACAAGUGGUGAAAACCAUCUCGGACAAAUCACAGGUUGCAGAUUGGAGUAAAGUUCAGCGCGUCGAAUCCUUAAAGAGUCUGAAGCAACGUUUGAAGGAGCAGAAUGAAGUUAAAAUCACAUUGGAUAUGGACGACAGUUCCAUGAAGACCAGACCUUCAACAGGGAAAACCGGAGAUCAGACAGGUCCUUCUUCAGUUACAACGUCCAAAUCUCCAACGGUACCUUCUGCUAAACCAGCUGCAUCCACCAAAGGAGGCCCCAGUGUCAGAGAAACGAAAGAGACUUCUGCUGCUUCUAAAGCCGUUAAGCAGGAGGAACAAGCACCAACGUCUUCCAAGGUUUCUUCAGUUGCUGGUUCCACUUCUGAUAAUUCAAGCCAAACUCUGAUUAAACCCAAGGACGGAGUAGCAGAAUGUCCCCUUGUUGUCCAGGACCUCAAAACACCAACAACUACCCAGACCUCCAAGACCUGUGAGGAGCAUCUGUGUUCAGCAGGACCCCAGACAAACGAGGCAACGGCUCAAAGCUUAGAGGAUCUCAAACGUUUAGAUUCUAAAUGUCCAACAGCAGAACAUCAAUCCGCUACAACUUUGAAGCAAAAGGUGCAAGAGUUGGCCGUCCAAACCGGUGUUGCAAAUGUGAACCCUGAUUUGGAGCCACAGCCAAAAUGCUCCAAAGGUAACGCUGAAGGAAAAAAUGUUGAAAACUCUGAAUCCGGUAAGCUUGGAGAAACCGGACAGACGGAGCCCAUGGAAGUUCAAGGACCUACUACCAUGUCUGAAGACGUUUUACCAGUAGCUAGCAGUUCUUCUCAAUCAACCAAAGGUACAUCUCCAUCUGAACGCCUUACUGCUCCACCUCAGAGAUUGCCAAAUCAAAGAACUGCAGCAGCAGCUCCAUCCCCAUCGCCACACCUCGUCCCUCUGACUCUUGGGGAGCGGCUUGUCAAAUAUUUGAAACCACAGCAGCUGAUACGUCCUAAACGGAAAAAAACUAAGUUUUUCAAUCAAAAUUCCAACGUGGUGUGUUUGGCUAACCUGCCAAAGUACGAGGACCACUGCUACACAGAAGAUGAGAUCGUAGAUAUGCUGCACAAAUUCCACGUGGAGUGUGAGACGGACAACGUCUUUGUGUUUUUUGAGGCCCGCGUGGCCUUGGUUUAUCUGGCCAGCAUUGAAAAGCUUCAAUACUUCUUUUGCAUCCUAGCUAAGGGGGACCUUGUUUUGAGAGGUCAUAGAUUGGAGCCUCAAGCAAUAAGAAAUUUCAUACAGGAACCUCUGUUAGGAAUUUAUAAACACACGAUGAAGACCAUUCAUUUCGAAUCGAAGCUCCUCGGAUGCCGCAUGGUCUACAUCCAGAACAUUCCACCCAGCGACAGCGGCAAUCUGAUCAGAACCGUGAAGAACAUUUGCUGUGUGAAAAAUGUCCUGCCUCUGCUGAACAAGAUUUUCAUUGAGUGCAGUUCACCGUUGGAUGUGGAUCUGCUUGGAGUUUGGUUCGCCUCCCUGAAGAAGCACCAGCCCUACAGCGUGAACAGGAUGGGAUGGGUCUUUUCUUCUCACCGUUCAGAUCCAAUAAAGGCUGUUCUGAGCUCCACGGGGGACGUCACUGUCAUUCAAACAGUAGAAGUCAUUCCGGUUGGCACCGUUCCACCAUUCUGGAUCACCAUGAUCAUAGAACCAUAUUUGUUCUAUGCUAUGUCCCCGUGGUUCAAGAUCCCAGGGUUUUGGACUCUCAAUCCAAAAAUAGACUCUGAGAAGUACUCAAAGGCAUCCCAGUUUUCCACCAUCAUGCUGACCGGUCAUUUAUGUUGGAAUCAAAACGAAAUUCUUAAGCUGGUUUGGAGUUAUUUUACUGAACAGAACCUCUUCACUUUGAGCUACAGGGUGGUGGUUCUACCUCUGCAGGGCAGGGCUUUUGUCUUUUUCAGCAACUGGAAUGAAUGCACCAGGUUUGUCAACAAUCAAAUUGAAAUAAGUCAUUCCAAAACGCACAACGUCAGCGUCCACUUGGUGUUGGAGGACAUGAACCCUGGAUACUGUGAGGAGGACCUGUACAGAAAUCUGAUGAAAUGGAGCAAUGCUCAUGUGACGGAGACGGCGUCGCUGGAAGAUCGGCUCCUGUGUGUGGAGGUCACUGCGACAAACCCUGACCUGGCCAAAACCGUUCUGAUGCUUGUAGCAAGAAUUGCUCCUUUCAUCAACGCCCUUCCGCUUGGCAACAGGAUUUAUAUUGAGAUGGUUGACUCAGACGGGGCAGAGGAGGUCCUGAAGAAAGUAAACAUACCCGAAUUCUUUCAGAAAACUAACAAGGAGAGGAUCCUACUUAUUGAGUCACUAAAAAGCCGAAAACAGCGUCUAAAAGGCUGUGAAGGAAUCCCAGUGAACAUUGAUGACCUCUCGCAGCUGACGGCCAAACUCCACCCACAGCCUCCUGCUGUGGCCGAAGGACAACAGAGCAGCAGCGCCGCUGUGACAGUGGCGUCCGCCGGAGCCUCUGAGCUCCCCAGUUCCUCCACGUCUCUCGAUAAAAACAGCAAAGUGACGACAGAAGAGGACAGUGGGGUCCAGACUGUGACGAAUGUCGACGACGUUCCCCACAUAGACGAGAAGAGUUUCAGUGCAAUCAAAGCUGCUAUUCAGUUUUACAAACAGGCGCAAACAAACAAAGACAACCAAACGAGCUUCAACCAGACCCCUUUGGAUUCCUCCAAAGAUUCCUUAUCCGACGUCUCUGCUGCUGAUGAAGUUCAUGACACGCCUUCUGCUGAAAGCUCCUCCUCAUCUACGCAAACAUCCACGGAAACAAAAGAAGCCCAGACCGUUCACGUGUCCGUGGUUGCAAAUGAGGUUUCGACAAAGUCUCUGGAAGUCUCCACUUCAGCCACUUCCUGUUCUUCAGCGAGAAGCUCUCAGCCUCAGAGUGACCCUUCAGGGACAGUCCAAACAUCUUCACCAGCAUCUGCUGAUCAAAAGUCUCUUCCUCCUUCUACUUCCACAAAUCACAGCAAUUUAUCGCCAAAAUCUGUGACAGAAUCUGAGGAACCGUCGGAGGCAAAAGACCUCCUGAAGCUUGAUAACGGAGCAGAAGACAAAAGUUCUGCAGAAGGAAGAGCUCCAGAACUGGAGAAGAUGAACCAAACACCGAAUCUAGAGACCGGUUUGAAAAAAGAAACGCCUGAGGAGAGGAAGAAAACAAUAGAAGAACAAAAGGAUGAUGACCAUAAAUAUACCCAAACCUUGAGUUCAAUUAGUCCCCAAAAUAAUCUCAGCAGCACUGAGGCUGAAGACCAGAGACCACAGAAAGAUUUCCCAACCAGUAAAACACAGAUGGAACCUGAGAGGUCCACCAGAAGAAGAAGCUCCAGGCGAAUCCAGGAUACGGCGAUCGUCACAGAACCCACCACGUCCACCAUUUCUACCAGAAGCAGUACAAGGAGAAUGUCAGAGAAAAUACUGAAUGACAGGAAAGUAAAGACACCCCCCAAAAAAACACCAACCACCAGGAAGAGGUCUUCCAGUGGGGUCCCGGACUCUGAGGAUCUAGAUGUGAAGGAGGAGAAGAAGCCAACCCCAGCCAGACCAAGAGGACGUCCACGCAAGAGGAGAAGCCCGGCGGCAGCCGCUGGUGAAGCUGAGGAACCUGAGCAGAAGCGAUCUCGUCCCCCCAGUCCUGCGUCCAACCUUGAGCUGCCGCCGUAUGACCCCAAGACGCCGCAGGGUCAGCAGUUCGUGGAGUCAAAGUGGGGGUUCUUCUGCAAACUCUGCUCGGUUCCCUACCUGCCCGAGGCUCAACACUGCAGCUCUAAGGAACACUAUGACAACCUGCAGAAAUAUUACCAGACCAAACAGACCAGCUGAACCCAGCCGUCACGGAUCUCUUCGGUUUCUUUCAGGAGAAUAAAGACAGACGUCUCUAGAAUGUUAAACUUGUCCUGAUGGGGAUUCUUACCUAAAAACAGUGAAUGUAUUCUUUCUUGUGAAACAAUUUACACACUCGUGGUCACAUUUAUGUUUGUAUUAUGCAAUGUUUGGCAGUUUUUUUUUUGCCAACAAGAACCUUUUUUCUACAGUUUUUCUUAUAAAUCAUAGUUUUACAAAGUUGCUUUUUUAGGAAGGAUGUUAAUAGUUACUAAAAAAUGACGUUAAACCGAACCUGACAUGACCUGUUGUGUUAGCCGUUUGCUGUAAAUCAAAAUGUUAAGCAAAAAAUAAAGAUUGUGUUUGUGAUUGUUGUUGUUAAUAAAGCUUUUCUACUUUUUUCAGAAAUGU
Molecule: messenger RNA, 12346 nt
Organism: Oryzias latipes (Japanese medaka)
Lineage: Eukaryota; Metazoa; Chordata; Actinopteri; Beloniformes; Adrianichthyidae
Molecular function (GO): zinc ion binding; nucleic acid binding
Source: RefSeq, a predicted model, not a curated record